GUCUGUGGCUCCCACGUCUCAGGCUUCGAGAAUGCGCCCUGGAUCCGCUCGGAGCACUCCCGCGCCCCGUGGGCGCAAUCUGACAUGUCCGAGUGGUCGACCCCGGCAUGGUCCCCAUCGUCCAAGGGUUGGCCUCCGCUCCCGUCCAAGGCCGAGCCCGGUCAGCUCCUGCAGCAGUGCCUCAAGUUGGCUGGUCUCUCCUCAGAUUCGACAGCGCUGGAGCUUGCUCACCAGUUCGAGGAGGCGGCGGAGCGGGUCAAGCCCAAGCCCAAGGCUAAGUGCCCGUACGUGGUCUUGCGUGAAGCUACCUCGCUCUGCGCUCAGAAGCAGGCCAAGCUCGCCAAGGCGCCCAAGCAGCUCCUCGCGGCUGAGGCCCGCUCGGUGGCUCAGGAGGCCACGCAGGGCGGAGGCGGCGCAGGACCUGACGACUACGAGGAGGAGGACAAGCAAAAGUUGCUGCAGUUCCAACGGGAGCUCGACGACAUCGCCACCCAGCCCAAGGCCUGCGAGCAGCAGUUCAAGGAGCUGCUCGCCUCGGCCAAGCAGGCUCUGCGGGCCCCUCGCAAGAGGUCGCCGCUGAGGGUGCUGCUCCUGGUCGCGACGCUCCUGCUGAGCCUGCUGCCGCCCACGAGGGCGGGUAGCACGUGCGCCUCGGUUGGAGAUGCCACGGCGUUCUAUUCUAACAUCACAGAGUGGGGCCCACAGGCCCGACGGUUCCUCACGGAGAAGUUCUACGACCAUUCAGUUGUGGCCCUGGUGGAGACCCAUCACGGGGCUAACGCCCUGCCGCAGCUGGAGACCGACCUCGACAAGGAUGGAUGGCAGUUGAGCUCUACUCCCGCGCGUCCCUCUGGACGCUCGGAGUCGGGCCUCAGUGGAGGUGAAUGGGUUCUCACACGGAAGUUUGUUGCCAGCUCCUCCUUCCAGCGCAUGCGUGCGGCCGCCCGUGCUAAAGGCCGCCAGGACCCCUGCCAGGGGUUCGCCCCUCUCACCCUGCACUUGAAGACGGGGAAUGUUGUGGUGAUUGCCGCCGACCUGCAGCCUGGCCUGGAGCUCCGCGGCAUCAAUAACGACAUCAUGGUCGCGCUGGCGUCUUUCACUCGGGCCCUCGCGGACCCGUGGCUGGCUGUGGCUGAUUGGAAUUGUGAACCGCCCAGCCUCGUUGCCAGCGGCUGGGCUCAGCAGCUGCAGGCGCGCGUGGAGGCCCCGUUGAAUUGUAAAGUGACUUGUGACAUGGGCCCAGGCCGCCUGUAUGACUAUGUGCUUGCCAGUCACACGUGCCAAGAUCUGUCCUUGCACGCGGCGCAGAGUGUCCCUUGGAAGACGCACUGCGGAAUUUUGAUCACCAUCAAGGGCGCGCGCGAGGAGCGCUGGGUCUCGAAGUUAGUCGUGCCCAAGGCUCUGCCUACUGCUACGAGGCCGCGUGCCCAGCCCCAGCCUGACAGCAAGAGGCAGCGUCGACGUGCUGCUGCACUCCAGAGGCGUAAAGAGGCGCUCCCAGAGGACUUGCAGGAGGAGUUUGUUGCUAGUCAGGCGGUGCUCGCGACCUCGGAUCAUCAGGAAGGGGAGGAGGUGCGCGUGCCCUUCUCGGUGACUGAGGAUACUUGGCUGGCGGCACUGCCGGCGCUGCCCCCAGGCCCUCGGGCCUCCCAGCCCCACGGUGCGUCCCUCCACGGAGGUGUGGACCCGUGGCACGGUGAGUCCCUCUACGGAGGCGUGGACCCGCGGCUGUUCGGCGAGUCCCUCCCUUGCGGAGGUGUGGACCCGAGCUGUAGCGGCUGGGAG
This is a messenger RNA of Prorocentrum cordatum, 1785 nucleotides long. The record is from the annotation of a GenBank genome assembly. Lineage: Eukaryota; Dinophyceae; Prorocentrales; Prorocentraceae.